This is a messenger RNA of Symbiodinium sp. CCMP2592, 1209 nucleotides long. Lineage: Eukaryota; Dinophyceae; Suessiales; Symbiodiniaceae. The record is from the annotation of a GenBank genome assembly.
AUGCACAAGCUGCAUGAUCCUGAUUCGUCUGACCUCAGCUUACACCAAGAAAUACAGGCUAGCUCACUGGGUAAUACUGUCGAACCGCCUGCGCACGCUUUCUUCCUCCUGGGCCCGACGGCUGACUGUCCGUCGCCCAGAUUUGUGUCAGCCACCCCGAUCCGACCAAAGCAGGAGUGCACCCCGCUCAAGCGCCUUGAGCCUCCUCAGCCCGGAGGUGAGCGCACACGUGAGGGCAAUGACUUGUACCACGAGAUGAUGGCCAGUGGAGUGAUCAAGAAGGACAAGGCCCCAGGAUCCAAGGCUGCGCUGGUGUACGGCCAGAUGAACGAGCCGCCUGGAGCGCGUGCACGGGUGGCCCUUACCGGCCUGACCGUGGCGGAGUAUUUCCGAGACGAAGAGGGUCAGGAUGUGCUGCUCUUCGUGGACAACAUCUUCCGCUUUACCCAGGCCGGCUCCGAGGUGUCUGCCCUGCUCGGCCGUAUCCCCAGCGCUGUCGGCUACCAGCCAACGCUGGCCACUGACUUGGCCUCCCUACAGGAGCGGAUCACGACCACGCAGAAGGGUUCCAUCACCUCGGUGCAGGCGGUGUACGUGCCCGCGGAUGACCUUACGGAUCCGGCCCCCGCCACCACUUUCGCCCACCUGGACGCCACGACGGUGCUGUCGCGGCAGAUCGCCGAGUUGGGAAUCUACCCCGCAGUGGAUCCGCUGGACUCGACCUCCCGUAUGUUGGACCCAUCCAUUGUGGGCCAGCGCCAUUACGACAUCGCACGAAGCACGCAGAAGAUCCUCCAAGACUAUAAGUCCCUGCAGGACAUCAUUGCCAUCCUUGGCAUGGACGAGCUUAGCGAAGAAGACAAGCUGACGGUGGCACGAGCCCGAAAGGUGCAGCGCUUCCUGUCACAGCCCUUCUUCGUGGCCGAGAUCUUCACGGGCACCCCGGGAGCCUUCGUGGACCUGGAGACCACGUCUGGGGCCCAUGCGCAGGUCAGGGUUUCAAUCUGGGAUGUUGAGGGCUGUCCCGCAGGACGGAUCAGGACCCUGGAGGACUUAAUUCUUUUGGUUGUUUCUUGCCAGGUCCCGCCUCCCACUUCCCCGCAUCUAGCGGGUGUGCACAGUGCACAGUUGAGGACUGGAAAGAUAAUGUCACGGAUGACGGACGGUGACGGUGACCAUCACGAUGGUGACGAUGCAAGUGUCGCUUGA